AUGUGGGACUUCACGAGCUCAUUAACCUAGGUUGGUACAUAGAUACGCGUUUACAUCUAUGAUAUAUAAGUCGUAUCAUCGGGGGUAGACCCGUUUAGUAGUUAGCUAUAAACGCAUCAAGACGUCAUCACCCUUUCACAAUUUCGACUGCAUCGUACACAUAAACAUAGCAUAUAUCUAAAGGAGUAGCCUAGGAGUAUAGCCUGGGAGUUUACUUUGACUCUCACCUUUCGCUUCUUAACGUAUCCUCGCCAGACCUCUGCCCAUAUUAUACUACUCUGAGGGAUACUCGACCUCGCCUGAUCCAACAAUGGCGCCAAACAAGUCUCUCAUUUUCAAAAAGGUCCCUACUGGUUUCCCGGUUCCAGGAGAGCAUCUCGCCGUUGAGGAGCAGUCCAUUGACCUCGAUGCGGCCCCUCCAAAAGGUGGCCUGAUCGUCGAGAUACUCUAUGCUUCCUUCGACCCCUAUCUCCGCGGUAGGAUGCAUGAUGGCAGUGUCAAGUCUUACGCGCCGCCUUUCGCUAUUAACAGUCCAAUCUCAAAUGGCACCAUCGCCCGGGUUCUAAAGUCAGACACGUCGGAUUUCAGCCAAGGAGAUAUUGUGUCCGCAUUUCUUCCUAUUGCUGAGUAUGCUACAGUUCCCGAUGUUUCCACUGCCAAUGUGCGCAAGAUCAACAACCCGCAUAAUCUCGAUCUUGGCAUGUUUCUAGGCCCCUUAGGCAUGCCUGGCUUAACGGCCUAUUCGGCUCUCCAUAAGAUUGGAAAACCAAAGAAGGGAGAAACAGUAUUUGUUAGCUCGGCUGCUGGCGCUGUCGGGCAGGUCGUGGGUCUAGUCGCGAAGAAUGAAGGACUUAAAGUCAUUGGCUCGGUUGGCUCUGAUGAGAAGCUAGAUUAUAUCAUAAAUGAGCUCGGAUUCGACGGUGGUUUUAACUACAAGAAGGAGAGCGCAUUCGAUGCGCUUAAGCGCCUCGCACCCGACGGAAUUGAUAUCUACUUUGAGAACGUUGGUGGAGACCAGCUCGAUGCUGCUUUGGAGAAUAUGAAUUCUCUCGGACGAAUUCCAGUUUGCGGAAUGAUUUCGGGAUACAACUUGCCGCGUGACCAAAGAUAUGGUGUCAAGAAUCUCACCCAGCUCAUUGCACGGCUCUUAACGAUGCAAGGCUUCCUUGUUGGACAACCUGAAUUCGGGCCUGCAUACUUUGAAGAGCACCAGCAACAAGUUCAAAAAUGGAUCGCAGAAGGAUCUUUCAAGGCCAAACUUCACGUCACCGAGGGUAUCGACAAGGCGGCUGAAGGGUUCGUGGGACUACUUAAAGGCGAUAAUUUUGGCAAGGCCGUCCUGAAAAUCAAGGAUUAGCACAUAACCAUCUUGGCAUCGGUACCUAGAAGUCUAGCUUGCAGGCUAGAGACGUAGCUUACAUUAGGCUUGGCUGUGAACUAGGAGAUAUUAAAUGAAUGAAAUGUCUGGCCGCUUUUGGUCCGAUGUGUAGAUUGGGAUAGGAGCAGCUAUACAUAGCGAAACACAUUACAAGAGUUCUGAGAACAUCUACGCUCUCGCGGUCGUAUGAACCCAUAAAUUAGUUUUACGAAGGGCUUGAACAGUGAACCGUGGACCUCUAAUAUAACAAUUUUAUGAU
Molecule: messenger RNA, 1637 nt
Organism: Daldinia decipiens
Lineage: Eukaryota; Fungi; Ascomycota; Sordariomycetes; Xylariales; Hypoxylaceae
Product: NAD(P)-binding protein
Exons: 3
Coding region: 311-1357 (348 amino acids)
Molecular function (GO): oxidoreductase activity, acting on the CH-CH group of donors, NAD or NADP as acceptor
Source: RefSeq, a predicted model, not a curated record